CGCUCCACCAUGCCCGACUCACCUGCGGAUGUCAAAACACAAUCCAGGUUGACCCCGCCCACCAUGCCGCCCCCGCCCACCACGCAAGGAGCCCCCCGAAACAGCUCCUACACGCCCACCACUCUGACCAACGGCAGCAGCAGCCACUCUCCCACGGCGCUAAAUGGUGCGCCGUCGCCACCCAACGGUUACGGCAAUGGCCCCGGCUCGUCGUCACUGGCCAAUCAGCAGCUUCCGCCGGCAUGCGGCGCGCGGCAGUUGAGCAAGCUCAAGCGCUUUCUGACUACCUUGCAGCAAUUCGGAAACGACAUCUCGCCCGAGAUCGGAGAACGCGUGCGCACGCUGGUCCUGGGCUUGGUGAAUUCCACGCUAACCAUCGAGGAGUUCCACUGCAAACUUCACGAAGCCACCAACUUCCCCCUGCGACCUUUUGUCAUCCCCUUCCUCAAGGCCAAUUUGCCGCUCCUGCAACGGGAGCUCCUUCACUGCGCCCGCCUGGCCAAACAGAACCCGGCUCAGUACCUGGCCCAGCACGAGCAACUCCUGCUGGACACCAGCACGUCGUCGCCCGUCGACUCUUCUGAGCUCCUCCUGGACGUCAACGACAACGGCAAGAGGCGAACGCCUGACAGAACCAAAGAAAACGGCUUUGAGCGAGAGGGCGCCCCUCACGGUCCAGACGCGCACCCCAGCAAGCGUGCGUGCACCAUCAGCCCCGGGCAACGCUUCAGCCCGUCCAACGGCAUCUCGUACCAGCCCAACGGCCUGAGCCACCCGGGCGGCCCCGUCCCGCCGCCGCAGCACUACCGGCUGGACGACAUGGCCGUCGCCCACCACCAUUACCGUGACACUUACCGCCACCCGCCUGCCAAUCACAGGGAGAUCCGGGAGAGGGCCCGCCCCAUCGGCAUGCACUCAGGAGGCCGCCAGGAGGAGGUGAUCGACCACCGGCUGACGGAGCGCGAGUGGGCCGAGGAGUGGAAGCACCUUGACCAUCUACUCAAUUGCAUCAUGGACAUGGUGGAGAAGACGCGGCGCUCGUUGACGGUGCUCCGCCGCUGUCAGGAGGCCGACCGCGAGGAGCUCAACUACUGGAUCCGACGCUACAGCGACGCCGAGGAGCUGAAAAAGAGCGCCGCAGCCGCUGCUGCCGCAAGUCAAUCCAGGCAGCAGAGCCCCGCUGCACAAGACAACGCCACAUCGGACAUCCACAGGGAGCUCCUACAUCGGCCUGGUUCUGGCUACGUCCCUGAAGAAAUCUGGAAGAAAGCUGAGGAGGCGGUGAACGAGGUGAAGCGGCAAGCCGUGUCGGAGUUGCAGAAGGCCGUGUCGGAGGCCGAGCGCAAGGCCCACGACAUGAUCAGCAGCGAGCGCGCCAAAAUGGAGCGUACCGUCGCCGAGGUCAAGCGGCAGGCCGCCGAAGAUGCGCUCUCUAUCAUCAACCAGCAGGAGGACUCCAGCGAGAGCUGCUGGAACUGCGGCCGCAAAGCCAGCGAGACGUGCAGCGGCUGCAACACGGCUCGUUACUGCGGCUCCUUCUGCCAGCACAAAGACUGGGAGAAGCACCACCACGUGUGCGGGCAGACUCUGCAAGCCCAGCCGCCGCCGCCCUCGCAGCCGGCGCCGCCUGCCCCCGAGGCCCCCGCCCCGGUCAGUUCAUCGGCGUGCACCCCCAGCAGCUGCGCCGGCAGUCCGGCCCCAACCCCGCCGGCGGCGGCCCCCGGGUCAUCCGCGCCUGGCACCCCGUCGUCGUCCUCCGCCCCGGACGCCCACUAG
Messenger RNA from Nerophis lumbriciformis (worm pipefish), 1776 nucleotides. The record is from RefSeq and is a predicted model, not a curated record. Lineage: Eukaryota; Metazoa; Chordata; Actinopteri; Syngnathiformes; Syngnathidae.